This is a messenger RNA of Suncus etruscus (white-toothed pygmy shrew), 1417 nucleotides long. RefSeq names its product adenosine A2b receptor (gene ADORA2B). NCBI's taxonomy places the organism in Eukaryota, Metazoa, Chordata, Mammalia, Eulipotyphla, Soricidae. The record is from RefSeq and is a predicted model, not a curated record. Gene Ontology annotation, biological process: G protein-coupled adenosine receptor signaling pathway; vasodilation; adenylate cyclase-activating G protein-coupled receptor signaling pathway. Gene Ontology annotation, molecular function: G protein-coupled adenosine receptor activity. Bases 5 to 991 code for a protein of 328 amino acids. Gene Ontology annotation, cellular component: membrane. The transcript has 2 exons.
GGCCAUGCCGCUGGAGGACGCGCUGUACGUGGCGCUGGAGCUGGCCGUGGCCGCGCUGUCGGUGGCGGGCAACGUGCUGGUGUGCGCGGCGGUGGGCACGUCGAGCGCGCUGCAGACGCCCACCAACUACUUCCUGGCGUCGCUGGCGGCGGCCGACGUGGCCGUGGGGCUGCUCGCCAUCCCCUUCGCCGUCACCAUCAGCCUGGGCAUCUGCACCGGCUUCCACGGCUGCCUCUUCCUCGCCUGCUUCGUGCUGGUGCUCACGCAGAGCUCCAUCUUCAGCCUGCUGGCCGUGGCGGUCGACCGCUACCUGGCCAUCCGCGUCCCGCUCAGGUAUAAGAGUCUGGUCACUGGGUCCCGAGCAAGAAGAGUCAUUGCUGUCCUCUGGGUCCUGGCCUUUGGCAUCGGGCUGACACCAUUCCUUGGGUGGAAUAAGAAAGACAAUACCAAAAACUGCACUCAGCCCUUGGAUGGAACCACAAAUGAAAGCUGCUGCCCUGUGAAAUGUCUUUUUGAAAAUGUGGUCUCAAUGAGCUAUAUGGUGUAUUUCAAUUUCUUUGGAUGUGUCCUGCCUCCACUUCUCAUAAUGCUGGUGAUCUACAUCAAGAUCUUCACGGUGGCCUGCAAGCAGCUUCAGCGCACUGAGCUGAUGGGACACUCAAGGACCGUCCUCCAGGGGGAGAUCCAUGCAGCCAAGUCUCUGGCCAUGAUUGUUGGAAUUUUUGCUCUGUGCUGGUUACCGGUACAUGUCAUCAACUGUGUCACUCAUUUUCAGUCACUUCAGGAAAAACCCAAGUGGGCAAUGAACAUGGCCAUCCUCCUGUCCCACGCCAACUCGGUUGUCAAUCCCAUUGUCUAUGCCUACCGGAACCAAGACUUUCGCUAUACGUUUCACAAACUCAUUACCAGGUAUAUUCUCUGCCAGACAGAUGUUCUCAAGAAUGGAAAUGGGCAAGCUGGAAUGCAACCUUCUCUCAGUGUGGGCCUAUGACCUAGGCUCUGGCCUUUUCAAGGAGAAGGCACAAAUUUACAAUAGACAAAGGGACUGAAUAUGAUUGGCGGAUUCUCAUUGUGAAAGACAACUGUACCUCAGAAGGCACUGCCUCAGAGUUACCGCUAUCUACUUAAUAUCUACAUGUUAUUAGUAGGCUUCAAAGGUUGGCAAUUGUAUUUCUGGUUUAUUUGGCUGCUGUAACUAUAUGGAAGAUAUUGAUAGCUUGAGAAGAUUGUAAAAGACUUUUUAAAAGCCUAACUCUUACAAGACAGAAAAUGAUUGAAGCUAUUUUACUGUGAAACACUGUGACCUAUUAUAAUAGAAACAUUUUUUAACUUAGAGGUAAUAGAAAAAUAAAUGUUGGACAUAUUGAAAACACAGGUUUAUUCCUCAGAAGAGGUAGCUAGGGUGAUUAAAAGUGUA